Messenger RNA from Melanotaenia boesemani (Boeseman's rainbowfish), 4421 nucleotides. RefSeq names its product DENN domain-containing protein 2A. The transcript is spliced from 20 exons. Bases 409 to 3573 code for a protein of 1054 amino acids. Gene Ontology annotation, biological process: retrograde transport, endosome to Golgi. The record is from RefSeq and is a predicted model, not a curated record. Gene Ontology annotation, cellular component: actin cytoskeleton. NCBI's taxonomy places the organism in Eukaryota, Metazoa, Chordata, Actinopteri, Atheriniformes, Melanotaeniidae.
GAAGGGGAGAGAGAAAGAGAAGGAAUCAUUGUCAUUGAGAGAUAAGCGUCUCAGUUUUGUUUGAGAACUAGAGUGAAGAAGGAGUUGCAAACGUUUUAGCCUCGAAGCUGGAAGGGAGGAGAGGAUCUCACACACGUUUCUUUUUUCUUUUUUUUUCCAACUUUUUUGUGUGCUUGGAGCUGUACCCUCUGUCUUUGUGGGAGGUACGGGCAGGAGCAAUGCAAAGUGAGAAAAGUCGGAGGCAGGGGUAGAGGAGUAUAAGCGGAGGAAGAGGGGGAAUGAGGGGAAAAAGCAGCCCAUUCUGAAGGAAAGCCAUGCAAGUGGAUGCUGUCUUUUGCAGGAUCAGGUUUCACAAAAUGAGAAACUUCACUAAGAGCACUUCAUCGGAGCUCACCCAGCUCAGAAACGAUGCCAGCUGCUAGCACCAUGACCGGUGGGAGGGCCCUGCUGCUCUGUACAAACGCUGACAACUGUAUCUAUCAAUCAGUCAACGGGCUCCAGUGCUGCGGCUUGAAGGUCGGGGAGGCUCCCUCAUCUGUGGUGCCCCAGCCUCAAGAGGUGUGUGGGUCACCAGGUAACAGAGACAGGAGGGGCACUGCUGUGAACGUCAAGUAUCCCCUAUCCUCUCUGCUCAGCCUGAGUGAUAGCCCAGGUCCUCCUGACACCAUGCUGGCUCACAGAAGACCCAUGACGACCAGUGACCCACAGACUGCCAACACGGAAAACGGGCUAAACCACAACAAGAGCUCAACAGCAGCCAAAAGUGCCAGCAUUCGUGACAAGAUAUCACAGUGGGAGGGCAAAAAGGAGCCUACCCCUGUGAGUUCUCCAGGGACAUGUCUUCUUAGUGCAACGGAGAGUGAGACAGUGAGGAAAAAGGAAUCAAAAAUUUCUGAGGUUCAAAGGACAGACAGCAAGAGGUUUGUCAGCUGGGACAGACAAGACUCAGGGAAAGAGAAUGCUGUAAAACUGGGAGAUUUGAGGCUUAAACCUUCAGAAGGUCCAACAAGUGUGAAGAGAGAAGUUAUGCUAGAGAGGGGCUGUCGUGUUUCCAAGGCAACAGAACAAGCCCAAGACAAGAAAUCUGUUUUGACUCAUGUUAAGAAACUGGAGAAGGCAACAAAAGAAGUUCCUGAUAGACCCUCACUUGCAUAUCCAGGGAAUUACUUUUGUCCUCCUUCAAAGGAGGAGCUGGAGGAAACAGAGAGGAAGGCCAACGAGCCCAUUUUUGGGACAUUUGACAUGACUCGACCAGGUGGAUCCCGGAGGAGAAAGGAGGGGAAUCCAGAGAAUGUGUACAGUGAGCCAGGUGCUCCAUCUAUAAACCCUCUACCUAAACCUCAAAGAACCUUCCAACAUCACACACCACCCACAAUAGCAGCUUCAGGGCCAUGUUUUGGGAAAGGAAAGAGGAACUUGCCUCCUUUGCCUUCUAUUCCUCCUCCACCUUUACCCACAUGCCCACCUCCAGGAGUUUGCAGGAGACCAUGGGCUGACAAAGCCCGGGACAGUAAUAACAGGAAGUCCUUUGAAUUUGAAGAUUUGCUUCAGUCUUCAACAGAAAGCUGCCGGGUAGACUGGUAUGCUCAAUCCAGACUGGGCCUCACAUGCACUUUAUCAGAAGAGAACGUCUAUGAGGACAUAAUAGAUCCACCAUCCAACGAGAACCCUUAUGAAGACAUAGAGCUGGAGCAAAGUUGUUUGGGAAGCAAAUGUGUUUCACCUGCCUCCUCGUCUCCUGUUCCUGACACGCCAACUAAGUUAUCCUCAAAGCCCGGCUUCUUUAGGCAAAACUCAGAACGGCGAAGCUUCAAAGUCCCAGAGCUUCGCAAGACCGGCAGAGACACUGGUAUCUCCUCCCCUUCCCGUAUCAGUCCUCCUUCAACACCUAGCAGCCCAGACGACACCCCCUGCCUCUCUGGAGACCCUUACAAUCGCAGACGGAAGAAAAUUCCCAAGAUGGUGCUGAAAAUCAAUGGCAUCUUUGAGGCUCGCAGAGGCAAGAAACGCAUGAAGAAGGUAUCUCAGUCUACUGAGUCCAGCUCAGGGAGAGUGACAGAUGAGAACAGUGAGUCAGAAAGUGACACAGAGGAAAAACUGAAAGCUCAUAGCCAGAGGCUUGUGUCAGUCCAGUCCAUGCUGAGGCAAACAGGGCGGUACCGGACCUUGGAGAGGGACUUGAUGGAGUUACAAGAGAGGAAACUCUUUGAGUAUUUUAUUGUUGUUGCACUUCACAAGACCAAGGCUGGUGUUCCUUACCUGCCAGAAGUCACACAGCAGUUUCCUCUGAAGCUUGAGAGGAGUUUUAAGUUCAUGAGGGAGACUGAGGACCAGCUAAAGGUUAUCCCUCAGUUCUGUUUUCCUGAUGCCAAAGACUGGGCUCCUGUUGAUAACUUCCCCAGUGAGACAUUCUCAUUUGUGCUGACUGGUGAAGACGGAAGCAGACGGUUUGGCUACUGUCGCCGUUUACUGCCCAGCGGUAAAGGCCGAAGGCUCCCUGAGGUCUACUGUAUCGUCAGCCGCCUGGGGUGCUUUGACCUCUUCUCCAAAAUUCUGGAUGAGGUGGAAAAGAGGAGGGCUAUCUCUCCUGCUCUGGUGCAGCCUUUUAUGAGAGGUAUUAUGGAGGCUCCCUUCCCUGCUCCAGGACGGACUAUCACUGUCAAAAACUUUCUACCUGGCUCUGGGACAGAGGUGAUAGAACUGUGUCGACCUUCAGAUUCCCGUCUGGAACAUGUAGACUUCGAAUGUCUCUUCUCUUCGUUGAAUCUCCGUCUCCUUCUCAGAGUUUUUGCCUCUCUGCUGCUGGAGCGCAGGGUCAUCUUUACAGCCGACAAACUGAGCACAUUGUCUCAGUGUUGUCACGCAGUUGUGGCUCUACUGUAUCCCUUCACCUGGCAACACACAUACAUCCCCGUGCUGCCGCCAUCUAUGUUGGAUAUAGUCUGCACCCCAACUCCCUUUAUAGUGGGCCUCCUUUCCAGCUCUCUACCUCGACUCAAAGAGCUGCCCAUCGAAGAAGUCCUGGUGGUUGACCUUGGAAACAGCCGCUUUCUACGUCAGUUGGAUGAUGAAGAGUCCAUUCUUCCUCACAAGCUGCAGGCGGCUCUGGAGCACGUGUUGGACAAGAGGAGGGAGCUGGCCUGUGAUAAAGGAGAUCUGCCUGAUGACUCCAGCUCUCUCAGUACUGUAGUCUCAGAAGCCUUUGUGCGUUUCUUCGUGGAGAUGGUGGGCCACUACUCCCUCUUCAUAGGUGGAGCUGAGCGGGAGGACGAGUCUGCCUCUUCCACUAUCUUGCCCAGCCCCUCUUCUUCUGCUCCCUCAUCCUUUCAGCGGGAGGCCUUUCGCAAAGCGGUCACCUCCAAAAGCCUGAGAAGGUUUCUGGAGGUUUUCAUGGAGACCCAGAUGUUUACCGGCUUCAUCCAGGAGAGGGAGCUGCGCAGGCAGGGCCUCAGGGGUCUUUUUGAGGUGAGAGCACAAGAGUAUCUGGACUCGCUACCGGGGAGUGAGCAAAGGGGGGUUAACAAGUUCCUCAAGGGUCUAGGAAACAAGAUGAAAUUCCUUUCCAAGAAAUGAGACUUGGAGUUAAAUGUUUAUCAGUGAAAGCAGGACAAAGAGGACACGCUCCAUGCAUGUGGAGGCCAUGCAGAUGGAGAGGUGCCUCUAAGCCAGAACAAAGGAAAGACCCCUGACCUGAACUGGAUUCACAGCUGGUGAACAAGUGGGAAUCUAGGGAACGUUAGGGGUUUAUCUCAGCUUUACUAGCCAGUCAUUCUGUUAGGGUUGUGAAGACCGAUCCAGUCUUACAGUCUGCAGUAAAUGUUUUACAGAUUACUUUGUCCCUACAGUGUAUCACUGUAUAGCACAUCACAGUGUAAAUGUUUUGGCAACAGUGUUCUCGGUCACUAAUGUCACCUGUAAGCCUGUGAGAAGGAGUACCACUGAAGAUCCAAUGUUGUAUAAAACUUUCCUUUACAUUCCAAGUAUUUUCUCUAGAGGUUUUUAUAAAUACUAUAGUACAACUUCUUCAUCAGCAGGAGGCUUUUAAGUUAAUUUAUAUUACUUUUAAAACAAAUUUAAUCUCUCCUUUUCAUUCAAAUGAGUGCAAAAGAAUUUCCUAUAGUUGAUAAUACACUUUAUUUAACAGAGUUUAGUCCAGAGUGUUUGUAGACCACUGUGAGUUAUUGGGUAUGUGUACCACUGUUUUAAGUAAAUGUACUUAAAUUGGAAAAGGAAUGUGCACCAAGGCUGAGGAACAUUUCUCUAACUUGGGUUUCAGUAGAGGUUGUGGGGCUAGAAGUGAAGAAUGAUGUGGAUCUUAGACCAAUCAGAAUCAUUUUGUUGUAUAAAAACAACUAGGGUUGCCUUAAACAUGAUUAAAAAUGCAAUGAAACUUCAUAAAUAAAGUGAUUUGAAUUAGAAAA